AAAAGAAUCUACAGAGUACAAGGCACUGACUGAACUGAGCCAUGUACCACAAAGGACCAUGCUCAACCAGUGUGCUUUGCGCGGCGUUGUUGUUAUUAUCCGGGAACUCGAUACUGUUUCUCACAUGUAACAUUGUCAGAAACACGUGCCAAUACUUCAGAGCGAAGACGGAUGAAGAAGUCACUUGGAGCGGCGGCGAUUCUAUCGAUGUAACCAACGAAAUUCAGCAUAGUUUUGGUGGCGAAGGUCCAGCUAACCGGUAUGGAUCUCCACUAACUGGCAGAGAAGGAACUUCAAAAGUGGAGUGCCUCAGGGAUCCCUGCUGCAUCUUACAAUUCUCAGGGAAACAAGUAUUUUCAAUAAGCCAAGAGGGAUUUUCAUGAGUAACAACAGGGCAAAAGAGCCUAAAAAAGUUGCAUAAAGGAGGGAGAGAGGGGGUGGUGGUGGUGGAGAAAAAGAGACCUUUCCUCCCCUAUCCCUGAUACAAAUGCUAGGGAAUGAAACAAUGAUUUCCAUAUACAGGUUUCACCCUUACUUAUUUAUACUUCUGAGAAGUAGCCUAUCAAAACUAAAACUGAGUGUGUAGAAGUUUUUCUUGUGUUUCCAUGGCUGUUGAACAUGGCCUAGCACUAUUAGUGUUUCAAACAGCUUGGCCCUGUUUUUUAAUCUCUGAUUGAAGGCUUAAAAUUCAUGUUAGACAACUAGUAAAAGAAUGGUUAAUUAAUUUGAUGAUUUAAUUUAGAUGGGUUUUCUAUAAUUUCUGUAACCUACUUAGACCGCUCUAAAUAAUCAGCCUGUGGAUUAAAAAAAUCAGGUAAAUGCAAGCAGGAAGUUGUAAGAGGUUUGCAGAGACCCAUGGAUAAUUAUUGUUUUAUUUAAAGUGUCCAAAAACAUCUUAUUUCACCCAGUAUUUGUUGGUGUUUCAUUGUCACAGCAAGUAUGCAGCUAGGAACCCUUUUUUAUCAAACAUACAAAUUCUUAAUGCUUGAGAGCCAACUGGCCACUUACAAACUGGUCCCUUGGCCACUGGAAUUAAAUAGCAUAUCUGAGUUCAUUAAAACAAAUUAUUCUGCCAUUUCUCAAUAAUGAGGGUAUUUGUUUAUACACAAAUUGACACACAUUUCAUUUUUGUAGACAAUAUAUGAACUAAUCAAUGUUGAGCUAAGCUCAAAGGAAUGCUAAUCAAACUUGAUGUGUUGACAUAAUAAGCACAGUGGGAACAAAAUAUAUAUAUUGUGAUGUGAAAGUUAUCACUUUCUUCACAAGCCGUUCUUUUUCCCAUUCAUAAAAUUAAUAUAUUAUUUAUUUGCAACAACUUUGCAAAUGAGAAUUAAAGCUGAAGAGGAAUGUGAAUAUUUGAAAACAUAGUAGUACAUGGCUUUUUUUCAUGGAAAAUUCCAAGUAAAAAUUAAUUAGAUUUUCCAAAAGAAAAACAAACCAAGCACUGCUUGUUACCUGUAGGGCAGAAGCUUGGCCUGUGCUGCUUUACUCAUCCCCAUAGGAUUAUUACAGGGGGGAAUAGCGGUAACUGCUUCUUCUUUCUGAACUGCCUGUCAAUCCAUUACAAUUUUUACCCUUUGUACCCUUAAACAUCAGUAUGCAAAUAAUCCUCUGUA
Messenger RNA from Stylophora pistillata, 1616 nucleotides. RefSeq lists its product as uncharacterized. The record is from RefSeq and is a predicted model, not a curated record. NCBI's taxonomy places the organism in Eukaryota, Metazoa, Cnidaria, Anthozoa, Scleractinia, Pocilloporidae.